AUGGCGGCUGCACCACAAAGUGGACAGCUUCAGCAGCAACCUCAACAAAAUCAAGCUCCUGGGCCUUCCCAGCUGCAACAACAGCAACAGGCUCAGUUGCAGCAGCAACAACAAGAUGUAGACCCCGUCGCUAAACUAAAAGUUCUCACUCCUCACCUCAAGGAAUCUCUCACGAUGAUCAUGAAAAUUGCUGCCCAGAAUUUCCAUCAGAAUGCUCAAAUAGACAAUUGUUCGAAGAGUAGUGAAGCCACAGUUCAGAGAUUCGACAAAAGUUUGGAGGAGUUCUUUGCCAUCUGUGACCAGAUAGAAAUGAAUAUAAAGUUGGCCCUCGAAUGCAACAAUGUAAAUGCAGACAGCACUAAAAAUACUCCCGUCUUGGUACACACGUCCAAGUCUGAUCCACAGCAGGGCGAGGCACAGUCAUACACACAGUAUGUCAGCACAGUCAAGACACAAGUCACUCAUGCUAAAGAACUAAGAGACAUGUUACUAGACUGUGCUCGUAAAAUCUCAGAGCGGCCUGGUGCUGGUGUACAUUGAGUGUGACAAUGCAAUCAAAGUCGGUCAUCAGGAGCUUUGAAAGUGAGGAUAGUGAGGGAGGGCGACUAUUUUGCAUUUACGGCUUGUGUCUACUGCGAGAGAAGAGUCUCUGUUGGCAGAUGGACAUCAACUCUGGGCUGUCUGUGAACAUUAUCUUCAGGACUGUGUUGUACCACAUGUAAGUGCGGAGGACUUUUGCACAAGACAUGAGCUUUAGUGCUUUUGAAAUCCAGUAGGUGGCAAUGUUUAUAGUUAAAGGAACCUGUGAAGACAUGUUCUUAAUUUGAUGCAAUAUUGGAAAAAAAUAAAGCCUGGUUUGAUGCAA
This is a messenger RNA of Lineus longissimus, 865 nucleotides long. Its product is annotated as mediator of RNA polymerase II transcription subunit 29-like. Gene Ontology annotation, cellular component: mediator complex. Gene Ontology annotation, molecular function: transcription coregulator activity; transcription factor binding. Gene Ontology annotation, biological process: regulation of transcription by RNA polymerase II. The record is from RefSeq and is a predicted model, not a curated record. Bases 1 to 540 code for a protein of 179 amino acids. NCBI's taxonomy places the organism in Eukaryota, Metazoa, Nemertea, Pilidiophora, Heteronemertea, Lineidae. The transcript is spliced from 4 exons.